Molecule: messenger RNA, 1425 nt
Organism: Meloidogyne enterolobii
Lineage: Eukaryota; Metazoa; Nematoda; Chromadorea; Rhabditida; Meloidogynidae
Source: the annotation of a GenBank genome assembly
AUGAAAUUUUAUUUAUUUUUUUCAAUUUCAUUAUUUUUAUUAUUAUCUCAAUUCUUUCCUUUUGUUUAUUCUGUAAUUGACAAUGGAAUUUUAGGAGAACCUUAUGUUGAUUGUGGAGGGAAUUAUAUUGAAGUGCGUUUUGAUACUCGAAAUACAUUUCGGGGAAUUGUUUUUGUCGAAGAUCAUUUAAAUGACCCUCAAUGUCGAUCUAGUCCAACAAUUGAUGAUGAAACUAAUGGAAGGGAAAUUGGCCAAAGAAAUGCUCAAAUUAAAUUAAAUUUUUUUUCUUGUGGAAUUAAUUUUACAAAAUAUGAUAAUCCAAAAGGAGUAUUUUUAAGUGCUAAAAUUGUUCUUGCUUUUCAUCCACAAUAUUUAAGUAAAAUAGAUCGUUUAUAUGAACUUAAAUGUUUUUAUAUGGAAAUGGAACAUCAAUUAGAAAAUGAAUUAAAUAUACAGAUGGGUCCACCAACAAUGCAUACUAAACAAGUCCCUAUGCCUGUAUGUCGUUAUGAGGUCCUUGCUGGGGGUCCACAAGGCCCUCCUGUUCUUUUUGCAACAAUUGGACAAAUGGUUUAUCAUAAAUGGACAUGUGAAUCGAGUGAAGAAAACCAGUUUUGUAUGAUUGUUCAUUCUUGUAUUGUUGAUGAUGGACAUGGAGAUCGUGUUGAAUUAAUUGAUGAACAAGGAUGUGCUAAAGACAAACAUUUACUACAAAAUUUAGAUUAUAUUUCUGAUUUAAUGGUUGGAAAAGAAGCACACGUUUAUAAAUAUGCUGACCGUGAAAGAUUGUUUUUUGAUUGUAAAAUUGUUUUGAGUAUUAAAGAACCUGGAACUGAAUUUUGUCCAGUUCCUGAAUGUCCAGAUCCUCCAAGAAAACGUCGACAUUUAAAGGAAAAAGAGAAAAAUAAUUUAAUUUUAAAACACAGAAAAGAAAAAAUUGAAGAAAUUUGUGAAAAUUCGAAUAUAUUUAUUUAUUCUACUUUAAUUCCGUUAGAUUUGGCUUUGAUAAUUGUUGCUAUUUUAUUAAUACGUGAUGGAUUUAAACAAUUUAAUUUGUAAAAAUAUUUAGAGAGACCCCUAAUAAUUUUUAAAUAAAAACAAUUGUAAUAAUUAUAAGAAAAAAUAUUUAUUUUUGAUUAUUAUUAUGUCUAGAAAAUACUUUAAAAAGAAAAAAAGAAAAGAUUUUUUUAUAUUUUUUGCUUCUGACAGCCGUAGGCAAAUAAAUAAUGAACUUACCUUCUUCUCUAUAAAAGACCGCCCAAUGAAAAAAAAAAUUGAAAAAAAGGUGGCAAAUGUUAUAAAUAAAUAUAAAGAGAGAGGAGGAAUAAAAGGAGGAUGACACUUCAAAAAAGCUUUGAAAAUAAGUGUGUGUUUCUCUUAAAUAAUUCAUUAGGGAGUUGUUGUUGUUAGCCAGUCUUUCAUUCU